Molecule: messenger RNA, 700 nt
Organism: Drosophila rhopaloa
Lineage: Eukaryota; Metazoa; Arthropoda; Insecta; Diptera; Drosophilidae
Product: mpv17-like protein 2
Exons: 1
Coding region: 43-627 (194 amino acids)
Biological process (GO): mitochondrial ribosome assembly
Cellular component (GO): membrane; cytoplasm
Source: RefSeq, a predicted model, not a curated record
UCGGCGGUCUGACGAUCUCUCGCAGCUGGGGAUCGAUCCUAGAUGGCCGGACGAGUGGGGUGGCAGCGGAUGAAGCAGGUCCUCAACCGGUUUCACCAGGCGGCCUUCAGCCCGAAGUACCUGCUGUACACCAACAUCGGCAUUUCCGUGGGCCUCAGCAUGGUGGGCGACACCAUGGAGCAGACCUACGAACGGCUGAUCGGGGAACUUUCGGGAUGGAACCGGAUUCGCACUCUCCGGAUGGGCAUCUCCGGGCUGACGGUGGGUCUGGUGUGUCACUACUGGUACCAGUACCUGGACUACUUGUUUCCCAAGCGCAACUUCAAGGUGGUGAUCGUGAAGAUCCUGCUGGACCAGUUCAUCUGCUCGCCCUUCUACAUCGCCGUGUUCUUCAUUACCAUGGCCAUUCUGGAGGAAAAUUCGUGGGAGGAGCUGCAGCAGGAGAUUAGGGACAAGGCUCUGACCCUGUACCUGGCUGAGUGGACGGUGUGGCCAUUGGCGCAGUUCAUCAACUUCCUGCUAAUCAAGCCACAGUACAGGGUAUUCUACGACAACACCAUUAGUUUGGGAUACGACGUCUACACGUCACAAGUGAAAUACCGCAAGAAGGAGCCCAAGAACGAUUAAUAUUUCCAACUCAAUAUUAUUAAAUUUUCGUCAACUAUUUUUAGGUAAGCCGCUCCCUGUAAAAUUAAAAAUG